AAAGUAAAAUUAACUUUAAGGUACAAUUUUGGUUAAUAAAAUUAAAUUAACAUGCUCGCUACGUUGCAGCAUAUAGAUAACGGGUUGUACUAAAUUAAAUAGUUAACAUAAUCAUAUACAAAGUAGCACAUUAUGCUAAUUGUGUGACAAAUUGUGCAUGAUACGAAUUUGUGUGUAUUAUAAAACAAAUACAAAAAGUAAUUAAUAAUAGUACGAGUCGCGAAAAGCUUACGCACACAGAAAUGCAUUGAAUAACAUAAAGAAGAAAUUUAGUGCAAGACGAUUACUGAAAAUAGAGUGUAAAAGCGAUAUUAUAAUACUGCCACCCAUCACACAUUCAAGCACACACACAGUGCUACAUUCGGACGGAAGCGAAAAAUUGCAUUGGCGGCCGAGACGCAACAAUUAAUUACUGGAAUGCGCGCCUCCAUUCCGCCCGGCGUACGUGUUGUACGCGGCCCAAAUUGGAUUUGGUCGAACCAAGACAACGGGGAAGGUCACGUUGGUACCGUCUGCGAAAUCGGACGCUGUGGAUCGACACAUUCGCCAGAGAACACGGUUGUGGUCAAUUGGGAUUCCGGACAUCGCACCAACUACAGAGUGGGCUAUCAAAAUCAAUACGAUUUAAUCAUUGUGGAUAAUGCCCAAGUUGGUGUUCGUCAUUCAAAUGUCGUUUGUGAUGGCUGCUCCAAGGCGGGCAUAGCUGGCAUUGUGUUCAAGUGCGCUCAGUGCACGGACUAUCAUUUGUGUGCCUUCUGCUACGGUGGUAAUAUUCACGACUUGGAGCAUACAUUCGUACGAUACACAACACCCAACUCACUGGGUGUACGUGUGCCGGCCAGGAAGGGCUCAGAGCGCAUACAGCUGCGUGGCAUAUUUGUGGGCGCAAAGGUUGUGCGCGGCCCUGACUGGGAGUGGAACGAUCAGGACGGCGGUGAGGGUAAAACGGGUCGGGUUAUGGAAAUACGUGGCUGGGACAACGAGUCGUGUCGCAGUGUAGCCAACGUAUCGUGGGUAACGGGUUCAACGAACGUCUAUCGACUGGGUCACAAAGGGAACGUGGACCUGAAGUACAUAGCAGCAACUUGCGGUGGUUACUACUACAAGGAUCAUAUGCCUGUGCUGGGUCAACCCGAGGAGCAGCAGCCCAUCGUGUCCAUGGUGAAGCCAAGCUUCUCUGUGGGCGAUCGCGUCAAAGUGUGCCUCGAGGGGGAGGCACUGAUAAAGCUGCAACAGGGACACGGUGGCUGGAAUCCGCGUAUGGUCGACCAUCUCGCCAAAUUGGGCACAGUGCAUCGCAUCACCGAAAAGGGAGAUAUAAGAGUCCAAUAUGAGAACUGUCCCAAUCGCUGGACCUUUCACCCCGCCGCACUCGUCAAAGUUGUUUCGUUUCGCGUGGGCGAUCUGGUGACAAUCAUAAAUGAUGAAUCUAAAGUGCAGCAACUGCAGAAAGGACACGGCGAAUGGAUAGAUCUCAUGCGCUGUGCUCUGGGCAAGCUGUGUAAAGUGCUUAAAGUAUAUUCCGAUGGUGAUCUGCGCAUCCAGCAGCUGGACGAUGGCUUCGAAUGGACUCUAAAUCCGAAAUGUGUUAAACUGGAGCGUUCUCCUUUGGCCACGGCAGCGGAACGUUCCAAUAGUAUGAUGGAUCUGAGUAAUCGGCGUACGGAUCAUGUGAUGACACCGCUAUCGGGUCUCUCUGGCAGUUCGGUGCCCGACAAGCUGGUCCGUGAAGCGGCCCAGGGUCAUUUGGAUUUUGUGAAACAAUAUCUGGAUGUCAAUCCUAGUCAGGUGGAUGUGAUGAGUGGCGGCAAGGCCUGCAUACAGGUAGCCUCCCACCAGGGCUACGUCGAGCUGGUGAAAUACCUCAUCUCCAAGGGCGCCAAUGUGAAUGUAGUGGACAAGGAAGGCGAUUCGGCCCUUCACUAUGCCGCCUUUGGCAAUCAGCCGGAGACGAUGCGCGUACUGCUCGAGCAUGGCGCCGAGGUGAAUUUCCUCAAUUCCAGCCACUGUUCGGCUCUGCACAUUUGCGCGCAUAAGAAAACGCCCCAUUGCGUGCGGGAGCUGUUGAAGCACAAUGCGAAUGUUAAUAUCCAGGAUUCGUACGGUGAUACAGCACUCCACGAUGCCAUUGGAAAGGAGAACACGGAGGUCGUUGAACUGCUGUGCAAUGCACCAAAUUUAGAUUUUACUGUGAAAAACCAUCGUGGCUUCAAUGUGCUGCACCAUGCGGCGCUCAAGGGCAACGUGGUGGCUGCUCGUCGCAUUCUUCAGUUGUCGCGCCAAUUAGUCAACGUGCGCAAGGAUGACGGCUUUGCAGCACUGCAUCUGGCCGCUCUAAAUGGACACGCGAAAGUGGUGGAGACAUUGGUCACAGAGGGACAGGCUGAACUAGAUAUACGCAACAAUCGACGACAAACGCCAUUCCUGUUGGCCGUUUCCCAGGGACAUGCGAGUGUUAUUGAGCGUCUGGUGAAGCUGUCGUGCGAUAUCAAUGCCAAGGACGAGGAUGGCGACAAUGCCAUGCAUUUGUGUGUCAUUAAGAGGACCAAUUUACAGCAGGCCGCUAAUCCCUCGCCCGAAGAGGCGCCCGAAAUCUACAAGUUCUUCGUCAGCCUCGCCCAGACGAGUGUGCGCACCGUGGAUCGCCUGAUGUACAGUGUGCUGAUCUAUCUGUCCCGGCAUGGCUGUCGUGUGGAGCUAAACAAUGCCAAUGCUAGCAUCUUUGAGUGGAUUACUGAUCGCAAUAUACGACAGCUAAUCUUUGGCCAACAAACGGAGGAUCCAACGAUAGCUCCAAUGCCACUGCAGCGGAAUAUGCAAGCCCUGGAUAUUGGAGCCGCCGAUGAAACUCCACGUAACGUUGCUGGCGAGGAUGCAGGUGCGACGGUUAGUGCUGGCUCAUUAGCUUUACCGCCACCGCCGCCCAAGCCCAGUGAGGCGGCCACCUCAACAGCUGGUCUGCAGCCUUCGCCGGGCAAUAAGAAACUGAACUCGGAUGCGGCCAGCACUGGUACAUCGCCCCAAGUGGCGCCUCGUAAGAAGGCGCCAAAGCCACCGGUACCAUCGGGAUCAUCGGAAACAUCAGCAGCAACGAGCAGCGAGUCAAGCGGAUCUCUAAAGGCCUCGCUGGCAGGUGCCACAGCAGCAGCAGCRGCAGCUUUGCCGGUAAUAAUUUCCAACCAGCAGGAGUGCAUAGUCUGCAAUGAGCCGCUACAGCUGGUGCGCUUUGAGCCCUGCCUGCAUCAGAUCGCUUGCGAGGAAUGCAGCAUACGCAUGAAGAAAUGUUUGCGCUGUGGCGUUGCCAUUGAGCGACGCAUCGAUGCCAACGGCCGUCAAGUGGUUGGUCAUCAAUCGACAUUGACGGCGUCGCCCAGCGAUCAGGCGCGUUUGCCAUCCGGCGAUCUAUUGCGUUAUCUGGAGAACAAAGUGUUGGAAUUCGAGGAAUCGCAUUUUUGUGGAAUCUGUAUGGAACGGAAACGAGAUGUGGCCUUCCUUUGCGGUCAUGGCGCCUGCUCCCAUUGUGCCGAAACAUUACGCACCUGCCACAUGUGCCGCAAGACAAUACUGAAGAAGAUCAAUCUGUACUGAGCACUUACUCAGUGCACUGUAGCAAUACGCAACCAAAGUGGCUUGUAUAUAUAUAUACAUACAUACAUAACAUAAAAAUGUUAACAAGUUAAUUAUUAUCAAGGAUUUAUGUUGCGUGACAACAACAUCAGCUGAUACCAUCAAUCGUUCCAGAGAACUUCAUGCAUGAAUUUACUAUCCAACUUUAUUAUUUAUUAAACACCACCACCACAAACAACAACAACAACAAUUAUUUUGCACGCACACAAAAACAUGUCGACACACGCACAUGCACAUACACAUGUCUAUAGUCUAUUAGCCUCGUUUAACGACAACGAAAACCCAACUAAAUAUGAUUAAAUGAUUAAUAAUAUAAGCAUUUUAAUUGCAAU
Molecule: messenger RNA, 3959 nt
Organism: Drosophila arizonae
Lineage: Eukaryota; Metazoa; Arthropoda; Insecta; Diptera; Drosophilidae
Gene: mib2
Product: E3 ubiquitin-protein ligase mind bomb 2
Biological process (GO): protein ubiquitination
Cellular component (GO): cytoplasm
Molecular function (GO): ubiquitin-protein transferase activity; protein binding; zinc ion binding
Source: RefSeq, a predicted model, not a curated record